CCUACUACGGUAAUUGCUUCCCUCUACUAUGGUAACUUGCUGACCUGCCGUAAAUAGUUGCCAUGAGAACGUAAUACACCGAGCAUUUGUUACAAAUUCUGUCUUCGACCGUUCCUUUGUGGUUCCAUUGCUAUUCUGACUUUCGUUCAACAACAUGUGAUAAUUUUUAAAGAUGUAUUUUCCCAACUAAAGUUAUGUAAACUUAGUAUGAUUCAAUGUAUAGUUGUUCGUGUUAAAUCAAUUGUUGAUAAUUAAUUAGGCUAUAUUUCCAAAAAAGUUCUAUCUCAAAAUGUUCCUUUCGUCAAUACCAUCGUUGCCGUCAAUCCUCAGUAGUUUCACCGGAGAUUCCACAAUCAUACGGAGGACACGAUGCUCGCAACCUUCCACGUCUAGUUUUCAGCAUAUGGCCCGGAUGAUGGACACGCUGAUACUGGAUAAUUUAGCGCCGUUUGCGUUCACCAAAAUUACCACCACCCAUCGGCCGUCAAGGAUAUCUGCCUCGAAUGGCGGCCCGGGUGGUGCCUCGAUGGGCGUCGAAAGUGGACCGCGAAUGAGUGGCACCGGAGCAGGAGGAGGAGGAGGAGUUCCCAUAAUUGGGGGAGGUGUUAAGAAAGCAACCAGCACUUCUAACGUGGCCGCAAGCUGUGGCCCCGGGGGAAUCGGCGGUGGAGGCUCGAUACGUGUCAACCUGCAUAAGAACAAAAUUCCCACACAAGGUCAGCAUACUGAUUAUGCUACUUCUACCACACCGGGCUUACAGGAAGUUCACCCAAAUCCCCGACAUGCCGCCAUGGCUUCCAAUGCCGCCUCGCCUCCAACGGCGACGGAUUCCCGCUGGAUUUCCUCGCUCCGGCGCCGGGACCCGGAACUACAACCAACACUGCCUUCAAUCAAUAACUCCAAUCACCACAGUACCUCAUCGCUUACGCACCAGCACAGUGUCGGUUAUACUAGCUCAACCAAUACGCCUACGGAACGGCGAAGCAGUCGAAAUAGCGGCCAGAAAUCCUCUCUGCGCAAAAGUCGAUCGGUAGAACGAAUCCGGGCGCGAAAACUGGCCACCUCAAAGAUUAAGGAACGACCGAAGAAGUCUUCCUCUGAAGAAGGCGGAGGAUCAGACGACCAAGAAGCCACGUCAGUAGAGGAGAACUCCCUCAGCAGCAGCACUCACCGGUGAAGAGAAUACAAGUCCAAGAUCUUCUCACCCAUCGGAUAUGAAACCCAUCUGGUGGACACUUUAGAGAAGGAUAUGCUGCAAAAGAACCCUAACGUACAGUGGAACGACGUAGCCGGUUUAAACGAAGCGAAGGCAAUCCUUCAGGAGGCAGUAGUGCUGCCGGUUAUUCUACCGGAUUUCUUCCGCGGAAUCCGACGACCAUGGAAGGGAGUCCUUAUGGUAGGCCCACCCGGUACGGGGAAAACCAUGCUAGCGAAGGCCGUAGCAACGGAAUGUGGCACAACGUUUUUCAACGUGUCGUCGAGCACCUUAACGUCGAAGUAUCGUGGCGAAAGCGAAAAGCUUGUCCGUUUGUUGUUUGAAAUGGCGCGAUUCUACGCGCCCAGUACGAUUUUCAUCGAUGAAAUCGACUCGCUGUGUGCCUGCCGGGGAAGCGACUCGGAACACGAGGCCAGCCGGCGCUUUAAGGCGGAAUUGCUCAUACAGAUGGACGGACUGAAUGCUACCAACGAUGAAAAAAUCAUCAUGGUACUGGCGGCCACCAACCAUCCGUGGGAUAUCGAUGAAGCCUUCAGAAGGCGAUUCGAGAAGCGUGUCUACAUCGGUCUUCCCAACGACAACACUAGAAAGGCCCUUUUGGAGCUUUGCCUGAAGGGCGUCAAUAUGUCAUCGGAUUUGGAAACCGAAACCAUAGCGGAUCAGCUCCGAGGCUAUACCGGGUCGGACAUCGCCAAUGUUUGUCGCGAUGCCGCGAUGAUGGCAAUGAGAAGACACAUCAAUGGCCUUACCCCAUCGGAAAUAAAGAUGAUCCGAAGAGAGGAGGUGGACUUGCCAGUUACGGCACAGGACUUCCAGGAUGCGAUGGCUAAAACCCGCAAGUCAGUGUCGGCCAACGAUGUGGCGCGUUAUGAGACAUGGAUGGAUGAGUACGGGUCAUGCUAGUGUUACAUUUAAGCUCAAAGAGAACUUUGUUGUGGUAUUAUGAACGCAACAAAACUUCUCUCCAAAUCAUUCCGAAGCAAAUGCAUUUAAUGAUAACGCCCAAUUUACGAGAUAUUUCUUACCACUGUAUUUCCAUGCAUCUGUUGUGUUCAUUUCGACCCUAAUUAAUUUAGUCCAAUUAUCACAGUAAUACGUAAAUUCGUUACCAUUUACGGAUGUUUGCCGUAAAAGGAUGAAAGUUGAAUAAGUUAUUUUAUGAUUCGAAUAUCUAUGUAGUAACAACAUACACACACCUACUGUUAAGAUAAUAAUGUCGUUUUCUGCAGUGGAAUAGAUAACUGAAUUCAU
Aedes aegypti (yellow fever mosquito) is the source of this 2467-nucleotide messenger RNA. It is a transcript of the gene kat-60L1, whose product is annotated as katanin p60 ATPase-containing subunit A1. Gene Ontology annotation, molecular function: microtubule severing ATPase activity; microtubule binding; ATP hydrolysis activity. The record is from RefSeq and is a predicted model, not a curated record. Gene Ontology annotation, biological process: microtubule severing. Gene Ontology annotation, cellular component: microtubule cytoskeleton. Lineage: Eukaryota; Metazoa; Arthropoda; Insecta; Diptera; Culicidae.